Messenger RNA from Mycena citricolor, 888 nucleotides. NCBI's taxonomy places the organism in Eukaryota, Fungi, Basidiomycota, Agaricomycetes, Agaricales, Mycenaceae. The record is from the annotation of a GenBank genome assembly.
AUGGGGUCGCAUCCCGAUCAUCCUCAUCAGGCGGAGGAUCGACCGUGCCUCGAGUCACACUCAUUCUAUCUACACCGGCCGACGUACGACCCCGACGAGCAUAUUGAUGCAGAUGAUCUUUCGACUCGCUAUCCGUCGGAUGGCAAUCCUGACAAGCCGGAGGCUACCGUAUCAGAACCAGUGCCAAUAGUGAACAGGAGCCUUCGAGCUCUUUGGGGCUGGUUUAACAACGGCAGCAUCAAGAAGACGAAGCAGCAGUUCAACAAACUCAUCGAUGUGAUCACUCACCAAGACUUUGAGGCUGCCGAGUUGGUCGGAACAAGUGCCGCGCAAGCUGAUAAGGAAGCCGACCAAGAGGCCCAAGGAUCUCUCCCGUUUCUUGCGAACAUGAAGACAGCAUCGGUUACAAUCACUGUGCCAUCGGGAUCGCCGGAUGUACCGUCACGGAGCUUUGCGAUACCGGGACUGCAGUUUCGAAGUCUGACGUCCGUCAUCAAGGCAGCGUUUGCAGAUCCAAUAUCAGCCCACUUCCAUUUCUCGCCUUUCAAACUGUACCAUGACGAUACGCGUGUCUACACGGAAGUCUACAACUCCGACGCCUUCAUUGAAGAGCAUGACAAGAUCCAGCGGAUGGGCGAACUGCCGCCAGAUGAGCCGGAGUGUAAGCUGGAGAAGGUCGUCGCAGCAAUGAUGCAAUGGUCGGACAGCACUCAUCUCACGAACUUCGGCGUCGCCAAGCUCUGGCCUAUCUACGUCCUAUUCGGGAAUCUCAGCAAAUACAUGCGAUCCAAGCCGGGAUUCGGUGCCGAACAUCAUCUGGCGUACAUUCCGUCGGUCAGUUCCUCAACUUGCAGAGCAAGUCAGCACAAUGCUGAUGACUUAUUCUAG